Molecule: messenger RNA, 2555 nt
Organism: Pectinophora gossypiella (pink bollworm)
Lineage: Eukaryota; Metazoa; Arthropoda; Insecta; Lepidoptera; Gelechiidae
Gene: Ugalt
Product: UDP-N-acetylglucosamine transporter
Exons: 6
Coding region: 455-1648 (397 amino acids)
Biological process (GO): pyrimidine nucleotide-sugar transmembrane transport
Cellular component (GO): Golgi membrane
Molecular function (GO): UDP-galactose transmembrane transporter activity
Source: RefSeq, a predicted model, not a curated record
CUAUAAGUUUUAUAGGUUUUAGUAGAACUGGGUUUAUUUUAUGCAUUAUCUUUAUGUUAUUUUGCAUGUUUUCAUGUCGCAACUAUUUGUAUUGCCUUGUUGUAUUUUUGUUUGUUUACCGAGUUUUUAAUUAAGUGUAUAAAUAGUGAGCGGCACCUGUUUUUAUCACCUAGUCAACUUUAUAAUAUGUAUAUCUAGUUAUAAAUGUAAAGCUUAUCAUGGGUCCAAUUCAUGUUGUACUACUUAAUCAAGAUCUUCAUGCCUUGGUAUAAUUUUAUGGGCAAUUAAUUAUUAUUUUUUUUUACUUAUGUUCUAAGUUCUAGACUAGUAAUUAUUGGAAAAUAUAAAAUUUAGUUUUUGUAUUUAGUUUUCUUUGGUGCUAACUUAUCAUAUUUCAUGUCUGUACUGGUAGACUCACAAUCAUCAAACUUCCGGGUAUUUCAACUUAGCUCCUAUGAAGUCAACAGAUGGUACCAAUCUCCAAGCAGGAGGCAAAGAGGUGAUCAGUGAGGGUACGAGCGAGGAACACAUAGAAUUGAAGCAAGCUGACACUCCGCCAGCAGACGGCCAGCCCUCCACAGCAACUGACGAGCUGGCAACUACUGACACCCUCCUCAACUGUGACAACAUGAAUGACGGAGAAAAAAAACAUCAAGCAUAUUCACCUAAAAGAGUACAAUAUGCUGGAUAUAUCAAAUAUGCAAGUUUGGUGAUUCUGACAGUGCAGAAUGCAGCCCUGGGGCUUAGCAUGCGCUAUGCUCUCACAAGAGAUGUGGAGAAGUUCUCCCCACCAGCAGCUGUUGUCAUGUCAGAAGUUCUGAAGUUGGCAAUAUGCCUGUUUCUGGUGAUACAAGAGGCAGGCAACUUGACAAGAGGAGUCCAAUCCCUGUAUGCUACAGUAAUCCUAAAUAUAAAAGAUACUCUUCGAGUAUGUGUGCCAUCAUUCUUGUAUGUUGUACAAAAUAAUUUAUUGUAUGUAUCCUCACAGAAUUUGGAUGCUGCCACUUAUCAGGUCACAUAUCAAUUAAAAAUACUGACUACAGCUUUUUUUGCUGUAGUUGUGUUAAAAAGGAAACUUAAGAAAUGGCAGUGGUGUGCCCUUAGCCUGCUGGCGACAGGUAUUGCCCUGGUGCAGCUGUCCUCGGGCAGCAAGCCUGCGCCCACCAGCACCUCAGGGAAUGAGUCCAAAGUACUCGGCUUCUGCGCCGCGUUGGCCGCCUGCUUCAUAUCAGGGUUUGCUGGGAUUUACUUCGAAAAAGUACUCAAAGAAUCAGACAUAUCUGUCUGGAUGAGAAAUGUUCAGUUAAGUUUACUAUCACUACCAUUCGGAUUGGCCACAUAUCUCAUCAAGGAAAGUGGUAGUAUAUCAAACCUAUUGAAGGGCUUCGAUGGUUUUGUGUGGUAUUUAGUAAUACUUCAGGCAGCCGGCGGGCUCAUAGUGGCAGUGGUUGUCAAAUACGCAGAUAACAUCCUGAAGGGUUUCGCAACUUCCGUGGCGAUAAUAAUAUCCUGCAUAGCGUCCAUGUACAUAUUCGACUUCCAUUUGACGGUACAAUUCGCAGUGGGCACGAUGCUUGUCAUUAGUUCCAUAUUCUUGUAUGGUUACGUGCCGAAAAAACCGGAACCACGAUCUUUGAGUUAUUCUUAAAAAUAAUUUACAAAUGGACCUUUUGGAAACGAUAGAUACUCUAGUCUCCAUGAUAAUCUCAAUAAUGCAACAAGUUAUAAGAAUGGUUCAUUAUAUUGUUUGGAAACAAAUCAGUAUGAGAAGCUUCAUACAUUGAAAGUUGUGUUAAGCAUUUGUUGUGGGCGGCGUGCGGCAAGCACGUGUCGGAGCAUAAUAUUGUGAAUUAUUGAACAUUCUUGAUUAAUUCUAAGGAAAUUACAUAAGAUUUUUUAUGUAGUAAUACUAUAAAUUCAAUCAUCAAGCAAGAGUUGAUAUUUUCAAACAUCAACUCUUGCUUGAUGAAUGUAAAAUUUAAGUACAGUAUAUAGAAUAAGACUAGUAAAUUGUUUUUACGGUUUUUUAGAUUAAACUUAGAUAAUGCAAUUAUGUAUACACAUUGAGGGGACGGGUGCGUUCAUAAACUGAACGCCGCCACAACAUCUUAUAUUUUACACUGCAUUAUAAGUGGUCCUAAAGUUGUCAAAAUUAUUGCGAGUGUGUUUGGUAAGACAAGAUUAGAUAAAAAGUUACAAUUAUGUAAUAUGGUUAUUAUGUGCUGACAUCCAGUGCAGUAUAGAUAUAGAUAGUGUUAGUCUUUGAUUAAAAGUGCUUGUGUAUACACCUCCCUCGCUUGCACCACUUUAGGACCACUAAUGUUAUGCGUGUACAGUUAUUUCUAUUGAUGUAUAAAUGCUCUAGUUCGGCCUGUAUUGUCCUGCUACUAUAGAUUAUUUCCUUAUAAAUGCAACUUCUUUGAAUAAGUUUAUAAAUAGACACAUUUUUAUAGCGAAAAAUAUAUAUGUAUGGUAUUGUAUAUUAAAACAAUUAGAAUUUGAUUCUAAUUUUAUAUUUUUCUAACUAACAAUGACCAAAUAAAUAAUGUACUUAA